Molecule: messenger RNA, 720 nt
Organism: Entamoeba nuttalli P19
Lineage: Eukaryota; Evosea; Mastigamoebida; Endamoebidae
Exons: 1
Coding region: 1-720 (239 amino acids)
Source: RefSeq, a predicted model, not a curated record
AUGUGUUCUGAUUCUAUUGAAGUUUCUACUUCAUUGUCUCAUAGUGAAAAUUCUGUCCAUGAAGAUACAUUAAUCAAAAAUCCAUUUAUUACUACACCCCCUACAAAGAGAGAGAAACAUACUCUUGGCACGAGGUAUAUUAGGAAUAGAAAAUGUAUUCAAGAAGCUGUGUUAAUAGGUAUUCUUAGUAAACAUUGUUCUAUUGUUUAUGAACGUCCUAAGAAAAGAUCUAGUUUAACUCAUCAGUUGUUUAAAAUCAAAACAUUGAUUUUUGAUAAUGAAGUUUUUGAUGUAGAGGCAUUUCUUGAAAGACAAACAAAAGGUGUUUAUGAAAAUGCCAUAGAGUCUGGAUUAAGUAAAAAAAAUGUAAUAAGGAGAGUUGAAAAUGAAAAGACUGUAACUCUUCUUGAUUUUCUUGUAGAUAUUUGUCUUGAUCUUGGUUAUUUCUUUGAAACAACUCGAAUGAGAAAUUCAUUGUCUCGUACUAAAGUUGAUUUUGUUGAGGCCGUUUAUUAUAAAGGUAAAUUAAUUAUUGAUGAUGAAUUAGUAAAAAAAGCUGGUUCAUUAAUAUCUACUCAUUUGUUCUCACUUACUACUGCUUCUGAAAAAGAAUGUACUAUACAAAAAGGUGAUGAAAAUAUUAAAUCUUUCUUUUAUAGCCGUCCUGUAUUUAAACCCUCCCCAAUCUUUAAUACUAACAAUAUUUCAAUUACUAUUUAA